Molecule: messenger RNA, 849 nt
Organism: Patiria miniata (bat star)
Lineage: Eukaryota; Metazoa; Echinodermata; Asteroidea; Valvatida; Asterinidae
Exons: 5
Coding region: 1-849 (282 amino acids)
Source: RefSeq, a predicted model, not a curated record
AUGCGUUGUGCGGCACUCUGCCUGAGGUACCGUCGCUGCAUGUCAUUUAACUUCAACGCCAUCACAGGAGAUUGUCAACUCAACGACUCCACGCAGCAGAUAAACCCAACAAGUUUGCAGUAUGCAGUUCACUUCAGUUACUUUGAACGCUCCGACCAAGGUCUUAUUCAGCAAGAAAUUACUGCCCACACAUCACUUUCUACAUCCACAGAAACUCCUUUUGAAGCCUCCUCCUCCUCACCCAUCGAUACUCAAAGCCCUGUGGUGACAUGUCCUCAGGAUACCUACAGCUACACCACGGAUGUCAAUGUAUCUGUGUCUGUGACUUGGAUAGGUUGGCCUAGAGCUACUGAUGAUGCGGAUGGCAUCCUAGGCGUUAUCUGUCAAGAUGAUGCCAUGACCACUGUGGUUUCAGGGGACGAGUAUAAAGCGGGUAACACAACCGUCACAUGUCAAGCUUCAGAUGCAGCCGGGAAUGCAGGCAAUUGUGCCUUCUUGAUCAGUAUUGUAGGUUCAUGGUGCGGACAAUCUUCAGGUUCUUGGCUGCAGAUAGAUAUGGGACGACUGGUGAAACUGUACGGUCUCAUCGUGCAGGGACGAGCCUUAUCUCUCUUCUAUGUAUCAUCAUUCUAUAUGAGUUACAGCAACGACGGCCUGGAAUGGACCGAUGCAAAAACGGAAGACAAUGUAAAACGAAAGUUUGUAUCUGGGUCGGCAGACGGAGAUGCCAUGGUUCCAGUUCAGACCGCAUCACAAGUAAUGAUCUGUAGCAGAUUCAUCCGCGUCAUACCAAAAGGCUACACUACUGGUGGGAUGUGCUUACGUCUCGAGCUUGUUGGCUGCGUUUGA